This is a messenger RNA of Aspergillus steynii IBT 23096, 1069 nucleotides long. Its product is annotated as J-type chaperone JAC1. The transcript has a single exon. Gene Ontology annotation, cellular component: mitochondrion. Gene Ontology annotation, biological process: protein complex oligomerization; [2Fe-2S] cluster assembly. The record is from RefSeq and is a predicted model, not a curated record. Bases 89 to 925 code for a protein of 278 amino acids. Gene Ontology annotation, molecular function: ATPase activator activity; protein-folding chaperone binding. Lineage: Eukaryota; Fungi; Ascomycota; Eurotiomycetes; Eurotiales; Aspergillaceae.
AGGCGACUGACGGCGAAAAAAAAAAAAAGGACAUCUCUCAUCCCAUAUUCCAGGACAUCGUUUGCAAUCACCUACCACAUACGCAAACAUGCCGACCUCUUUUCGCCCGCAGAGACUGCUCCAGCGGCUCUCCCUCUCCGGUCCCGCGAGGAGACCGCGCACAACAUCCAGCGUCGCUCGCGGAGCAUGCAUCGCCUGCCAAUUGCGAUCCCAAUCGCAGAGCUCAAGCAGACCUACCUCUCGACUCCCCGACACUCGCCACCUCACCUCCCCCCUCCGCCGUCGAUUCGCAUCGACCUCACCAGCCAGCAACGACAGUGGCGCGCCCGCAGGCCCCGAAAGCCGCGGCAUCGCGCCCGACAUCACCAACCACUACACCAUCUUCCGGCAGACGCUCCCCUCCGGGCCGCCGCCCGGGUCGCCCUUCGACAUCUCGCUGGGCGACCUCCGUCGGGAGUUCCUGCAGCUCCAGAAUGUCAGCCACCCGGACAAGUACCCGCCGGGGGAGGCGAAGCGGCGGGCGGAGGCCUUCUCGACGCUGAUCAACGAGGCGUAUCGCACGCUGGCGGACCCGCUGCUGCGGGCGCAGUACCUCCUGCGCGAGAUGCACGGAAUCGACGUCACGGCGGAGGACGGGGCGGCGAAACACGCGCUCGACGCGCAGACGCUGAUGGAGGUGAUGGAGGUGCAGGAGACGAUCGAGGAGGUCAGCGCGGAUCCGAACGCCGAGGCCAAGAUCGCCGAGUUGAAGAAGGAGAAUGCGGUGCGGGUGGAGAGUGGCGUGAGGGAGCUGGCGGGAGCUUUUGAUCGUGAGGAUAUUGAGACGGCGAGGACAGAGUGCGUGCGCUUGCGCUUUUGGUAUAAUGUUGGAGAGGCGUUGAAGGAGUGGGAGCCGGGGAUGACGGAGUUGCGGUUGGUGCAUUGAGUUGAGGAUAUGGAUUCCUUUUCUUUUGUUGGGUCCACAAGGGGAGCAUGUAAUUGUUGCUUGAUAUGGGCAAUUGAUAUAUAGAGGAUUUAUAUAGAACUAGGACUGGAUUGAUAAAUAUAUAUUCGGUGAUCCAUCUUUCAA